Messenger RNA from Ruditapes philippinarum (Manila clam), 1492 nucleotides. RefSeq lists its product as uncharacterized. The transcript is spliced from 5 exons. The record is from RefSeq and is a predicted model, not a curated record. Lineage: Eukaryota; Metazoa; Mollusca; Bivalvia; Venerida; Veneridae. Bases 166 to 687 code for a protein of 173 amino acids.
AAUUUGGCAUCACAGAUGCAAAUCAAUACAAAUUUUUGCUUUUUUUUCAUUUCGAAAAAGUUUUUAUAAAUAAUCAAAGAAAAUCUUUUAUAUUAUUUAAAUAUCACAAAUAGCUGAAUCAGCGCUUUUUCUAUUGAAUUAUUUGUAUAUUGAUAGUAAAGAAUAAUGGGGAAAGGCAAAUCAGACGGAGAUGGAUUAUGCAAGUUUUGUGGAGCAAUGACGUGCUGUUGCGUGAUUUUCUUGCUAGUUUUGGCACUACUCGGUUAUGGCAUUGCUAAAAUCGUAAUGGGUAGCGUUUAUAUCCAUGAUUGUCCGUUAGAACAGAUGAUCCCAAUCUACCUGAUAGUUAGCGGUUUGGCACCGCUUCUGUUCGGUGGAUGCAGACGCAAAGAGGAGGGACAAGAGACCUCCCUGGGAUCUGUAGUGUGUAGUAUUGUUGGGCUUCUGUUUAACAUUGCCUGGCUGAUAUGCGGUAGUGUUUGGGUAUACCCACAUUUUGGAAAGUUAAAUGAUGUCGAUUUCACUAGAUGUGAGGGCAAUGUGACCACCGGGUGUCUGGACGAAAUUUGCGACAAGGAUUUAAUCACAUUUGCAUUUGCCUCAAUAACAAUUGAUUGGGUAUUCAUGGGCUUAGGGAUCGCAGGCUUUGCUUAUGGAAUACGCCAUCUUUGUUGUGACAGUUGUUAAUGUUAGAAUAACAAGGCAGAGGAUUUUUACGGUCGUCGAGACAGUGUGUCAUACUUUAUCAAAACUGUUCUCACAUUGAGAAAAUCAAAGUGCUUAAAGCACUGAACACUUUUUGCAAUAUUAUUCAUUUAUACUGUUAAUAGUUUUUAGUCCUUACUCUAUGAACUUUUUCGGUUACAUUUUAUGAUGAUAUUAUCAGUGAAAUUGAUUUAUUUUUACAUAUUUUGUAUGGUUUUGUUCUUCAUCGAUUGAUAUUUUUUAUAUGAUUAAAUAGUGUUGAUAUGAAGGCUAUGCAAGGGAGCGGAACGACAUUAUCAGAAGUAACAGUAUGUAAUAACGGUGUCAAGAUGUCCGGUUAGAUUAAUAGGUAGAGCGUUGGACCUUGAAUCGAGUGACUCGAGUUCGAUUCCCGGACGGUGCGGCUCACUUUCGUUGUAUUGAAUCAUGAAAUCCUUUCUACGGAGAUUCGCUCUGUACCUCUGCACUGACAUGUACAGACGUUUCAGUUCCUUGCAAGAGUGGAGGCAACUAUUAGUGGUUAACUCCAUGCGAAAGUGAAAGCAACUAGUACUGGUAAACUGCUUCACAGCCUGCUUGGCCAAGAUUACGUCAACACAAAAAUUUAUGAUAAAGAUUUUGCUUAUCAAAAAUCAUUUAGAAAUAAAAAAUAAUAAUAAAAGUAGUGUAAGUGGUUUCACUGAGAAAAAAAUACAUAUUCAAUCAUUUCGAAUUAAUAUUAAAAACAUCAUUUUAAAUGCAUUGUAGCUAUAUAUGUGUUAAUAAACAAAAUAUGUCAUAAAAUGAA